Linum trigynum is the source of this 2486-nucleotide messenger RNA. NCBI's taxonomy places the organism in Eukaryota, Viridiplantae, Streptophyta, Magnoliopsida, Malpighiales, Linaceae. The record is from the annotation of a GenBank genome assembly.
AUAUACUCGCUUCAGUAUGGUCCUACUCCUAUCAGUAAUAUAUAAUAUAUGAGAUGAAAAAAAGUGAAAAUACAAUCGAAAUAAUCAAAUCUAAUAAUUAUACAUACUUGUUUGAUAUUAUACAUUAUUUUUCUUUCGUCAAAUUGGCCCAUAACAAACUUGAUUUUGUGACUUUGAGCUAAUUAGCGAGGUUGGUGAACCAUAAAAACUUUGAAACGUCGAGAACCCUCCCUUCCCCUCCUCCAGAAUUGGCUUUGGCGCACGAAAGAGGGAUCGAACCAAAACCAUUGGCUUGGGCCCUUCCAGAUGCCAGGUGUCGCCAGUGAGAGCCUCAUCAGCCUUAUCACAAUCACCACAAAAUCUAAUCCUCCUCAUCAUCCCAAUAUCCAAAACCAGCCAAUUGGCAGUCACUAAUUCCCCACCCUUCAUUCUCCAGUUUCCACACAACCUUACUCAUAGUCAUAGGCGCCACUACCUGGAAGUUCCAGAAGACAAAUAAGAAAAAAGGGAGAGAAGGCCAAAAACAGAGCAACAGUUUCAAAUGGCUUCCACAGCAGCAUGCUUCCUGCACCACGCCGCCCUCACAACUUCCACCAGGUCAGCGGCCGCUUCCUCCGCCGCUCAGCGACUUCCCUCUCCCGCUGCCGCCAGGCUCGUCUGCCGGGCCCAGAAACAGCAGCAGCAGCAGCUGGAUGAUCAGGACACCACCAACGACGGCGCCUUGUCCCGUAGGUUGGCCCUCACCCUCCUGGCCGGAGCCGCUGCCAUCAGCUCCAAAACCGCCCCCGCGGACGCCGCCUACGGUGAAUCCGCUAACAUCUUUGGGAAGCCAAAGACGAACACGGAUUUCUUACCCUACAAUGGGGAAGGGUUCAAGCUUUCCAUCCCGGCGAAGUGGAACCCUAGCAAAGAGGUGGAGUAUCCAGGGCAGGUGCUGAGAUACGAAGACAACUUUGAUGCCAACAGCUACGUCAGUGUCAUGGUCACCCCAACUGACAAGAAAUCCAUCACCGACUACGGUGCCCCUGAAGAAUUCCUCUCCCAGGUCAACUUUCUGCUGGGGAAGCAGGCUUACUUUGGCAAGACCGAUUCCGAGGGUGGGUUCCAGUCUGGUGAGGUUGCGACGGCCAACAUCCUGGAGACAUCAACUCCAGUGGUGGGCGGGAAACAGUACUACAUUGUGUCGGUGCUGACGAGGACUGCCGACGGAGAUGAAGGCGGGAAGCACCAGCUGAUCAGCGCCGCUGUGACAGAUGGGAAGCUCUACAUUUGCAAGGCGCAGGCUGGAGACAAGAGGUGGUUCAAGGGUGCUAGAAAGUUUGUCGAGAACGCUGCAACUUCCUUCAGCGUCGCCUAAGACACGAGGCAUAUUUGUAUUGUAGCCGCUUGCGUGUAAUGUAAAUCCUAAGCACAACAACCAUGAUUCGGAAUGCGUAUGGCUGUGAGUUGGUGUUGUUGGCAAGAGCUUUACAUUUUCUUAAGAGAUUUUUUUUUUAUAAAAGGGAGGCCAAAGGCCAGGAACACCAGAGCAAAGGCCCUGUUAAAACAAGAAACCAACCAUAAAAAGAUCACCUGCAGAAUCACAGACUUAACACCAACUAAUUGCUGGCUGUCGCACUUGUCUAUAAAAACUGACACGUCGAACGUCCUCUUGAUAGAUCCUAUCCAGCUCCAAGAUAGCUCCAAUGGAGGAUCUUCUAGCUCAUACGUAUCGAAAGGAUAGACGAGAUUGUGCUUCGAGAGUCAGUCUGCGACUAUAUUCCUUUCGCUAUAUGUAUGAACUAGACGAACCACCCAAACAUUAGCUAACAAUCUCCGAAUAGUACCAAAGAUCGUGGAGUACAGGUGAGCGUUCCCUUCUUUUCUCAAUCAACUGCAGUGCUAAUUGGGAGUCUGUUUCCAGAAUCAGGAACUGCGUUCCUUUCUUCCAAGCGAACUCAAGAACCUGAAGAAUCCCCCAAGUUCUGCCAUAAGUGUUGUACCCGUCCCCAGUUUGCUGCAGAAACCACCUAGCCAUAGCAAUUCCUGAGCACACCUCCUGUAGUUGUCAUUCCCGGGUUGUGUUGAGCCGCUCCAUCAGUGUUAAUUUUAUGCCAUCCGACAGGAGGGGCUGUCCACCCUACUAGCACUUCCACCCGAUGCCCCCUAUCAGCUAGCAGCUCAUUUUCUUUCGCUGAAAGCCAAGCUUUUGCCCAUGUCCCCAUGUCUUCGCCUUUGCAGUGAUGUAGUGAUGCAAGGUUGAUGCUGAUAAUUUAACCCCCUUGAAGAUCCCAUCAUUUCUGCAUUUCCAGAUGUACCACAUCACAAGACUAAAAUAGCUAGCCCACUGCCCUGGUCACGCUCCUUCAGAGUCGUCCAAUAAGUUCGAAACCAACUGUUGGGUCACACAUUGAGCCACGCGGCCCGUAAGCCCAGAAAGCACUCAAGGCCCACAAAAGAACAAGCAAGGCCCAAAAGAGGAUCAGGAACAAAGGCGACCCAAGGAU